This is a messenger RNA of Nymphaea colorata (pocket water lily), 2187 nucleotides long. Its product is annotated as TOM1-like protein 4. The transcript has 11 exons. The coding region runs from base 374 to 1933 and encodes 519 amino acids. Gene Ontology annotation, biological process: protein transport to vacuole involved in ubiquitin-dependent protein catabolic process via the multivesicular body sorting pathway. The record is from RefSeq and is a predicted model, not a curated record. Lineage: Eukaryota; Viridiplantae; Streptophyta; Magnoliopsida; Nymphaeales; Nymphaeaceae. Gene Ontology annotation, molecular function: ubiquitin binding; phosphatidylinositol binding.
AGGGAUGAAGGAGGCUGCCCGUUCUGCAAGCAAAGGCGAAAAACACGAUUAGAUUUUCGGAACGGUCCUUGAUUCGAAAAAAAAAUUCUCGCCCGGGCGCCGACGCGGCGAGGAAGAAAUCGACACGAGGUGGCGACCGAGCGUUGAACGCCUCCUCUCCUCUUCGUCGUCGAGAUUGUUCGUUGGCCAUUUGGUGGUGUUUCUGCAGUGUGCCGAUCAUGCCGGUCGUCUCGACAGAAGGGGGUCUCGGAUUCACGGGAUUUCUGUCUCAAUUGGUAUUCAGUGUUUCUUGAUGAAUUUCUAGGCCUAGAAGAUGGACGAGAAAGGACAAAAAACACAAAUUGUUGUGAGACAUUGAUUGGUUGGUGGAAGUAUGUCGACUAUUGCGCCAUUCAUUGAAAGGGCAACAAGUGACAUGCUGAUUGGUCCUGACUGGGCAAUAAACAUUGAGAUAUGUGAUAUAAUCAAUGCAGAUCAAGGGCAGGCCAAAGAAGCCAUAAAAGCAAUCAAGAAGCGUCUUGGAAAUAAAAAUUCUAAAAUACAAAUUCUUGCUCUUACUUUAUUGGAAACAAUUAGCAAGAACUGUGGAGACUAUGCUCAUUCUCAAAUUGUUGAGCGCGAUAUUUUGCCUGAAAUGGUGAAAAUAGUUAAGAAGAAGCCAGAUUUGCAUGUAAAGGAACAGAUAUUAUCUCUUCUGGACACAUGGCAGGAAGCUUUUGGAGGUCAUGGUGGAAAGUAUCCACAAUUCUAUGCUGCUUAUAUGGAACUCAAAAAUGCUGGGAUAGAUUUUCCUCCACGAGUAGAAAAUGCAGUGCCUCUAUUUACACCUCCACAAUCCCAGCCUGUAGUACCAACCUCAUCUCAUGUAUCAAGAUACGAAGAGUCAACUGUCAUGACAUCCAUGCCAUCUGAUGCGUCUGAUCUCAGUUUGGCAGAAAUUCAAAAUGCUAAAGGAAUAGCUGAUGUACUAAUGGAGAUGCUUACUGCAUUGGAUCCUCGUAAUCCUGAGGGAGUGAAGCAAGAAGUGAUUGUUGAUCUUGUUGAACAGUGUCGCAAUUAUCAGAAGCGUGUUAUGGUUCUUGUAAAUAGCACAACGGAUGAGGGGCUGCUUGGCCAUGGCUUAAUGUUGAAUGAUGAGUUGCAGCGGGUAUUAGCCAAGCAUGAUGAGAUUGCAAAGGGAAUUCCUAGUGGACCAAAAGCACCAAAGACAUCUGUCUCUCCUGUUAAUGUUAUCCAUGAGGAAGAUGAAUCUGAGGAUGAUUUUUCCCAACUCGCUCAUAGGUCUUCAAGAGAUGGUACACUAGGACAGAAUAGGUCUUCCACUGCAGUGAACGAGCACACAAGGAUCAGCCCGCUACUGCCUCCACCUCCAUCUCAGAAGGUGAAUAAACCUGGUGCUAGUUCUGUCGAUUAUCUCAGUGGUGAUACAUACAAAUAUGAAAUGCCUGAAGCGCCCAAACCCGAGCAACCUGUGUUGCCUCAGUCUUUGCCGAGCACCAAUUCCAAUUCUGGCUCGCAAUCUCCACCUGCACCUUUUGUGUCUUCUCCUCCACCUCGCAGCACUGAACCAAGCACCACAUCUUCAUUUGAAAACCCAUGGGGUAGUGAUGGACCUUCAGUAAACUCGAAGGACGAUGAGAAGCUUCCAGCUGUUUCAAAGGAGUCAUCAUCAACCUGCCUACCGCCACCCCCUGCCAGGUAUAGUCAGAGGCAGCAGUUCUUUGAACAACAGCAGCAACAAAAGCAGUAUGGUUCAGAAUUUCCUAGUACGGGAUUAAUAAGCAAGACACAGAAUCUGUCGAUAAAUCCAUCAGGCACACAAGAGUCAUCAACACCAUCUAAGCAAGCUAAGCCUGAAGACAAUCUAUUCAAGGAUCUGGUUGACUUUGCCAAGGCCAAAUCUUCAAAACCUAGGAGUCCUAGAUCCUCUUGAUAUGAGUCCAGAAUUUCAGCUAGUACAGUUAUUGUUUCUUGAGUUGAGGUGGGCAUUAUAAACAUGUUUCUGGCUGUUCUUUUAUAUGUGACAAAGAAAAGAGAACCUCUGCUUUGUGGUGUAUGGUUAUUAUGUGGAUGCGUUCAUCACUUGAAUCUACUAGUGUUCUUUGCUUGUAUAUUUGUGAAUUAUGACAUUGUUGUUAAGAUUUAUAGAUUUUCUAAUGAAAUCUUGUCCAGUAGUUGCAGGCUAAA